UUUUUCCUGCAAAAACCUCUACAACAGUGUAAGUGUUUGAUAAUGCACAUUUAAACAGAAAUAUAUUUAUAAUAUUUAAAACGUAUGAACUAUAGUUAAAUAAAUAACUUUUUUAAUAAGUAGUACAAAUAUUAUUUCAGAUUCUGAGAAAGCCGAAUGCUUUGUAGAGGCUGAAUCUUAAAGUCAUUUUGCUUGUAAUUCACCUACAGUAUUUGUUGUUGUUUUGUUUGUUUGUUUGUUUGUUUGUUUGUUUGUUUGUUUGUGCAGGAUGCUCCCAGACCGAUGGCCCCUCGGGCGAAUGUUAAGCCCAAGUGUAAGAUCUCAGCCUCGAGGAAACUCUCACUGAAGAUCCUGCUCCUGCAGAGGGCGAUGGAUGAUUUGGAGCAGGAGAAAAACACACGUAAUGAGGAGAAGGUGCGCUACCUGGGCGAGAAACUCCCAUCUCUGCAGUUUUCCGGUCUCGCCAUGGACGAGCUCCAGAAACUAUGUCGACAGCUUCAUGCUAAAAUCGACGUGGUGGAUGAGGAGAGAUACGACUUUGAAGCUAAAGUCAACAAGAACAAUAAAGAAAUUCACGAGUUGAAGCUGAAGGUGCAGGAUCUCGGGGGUAAAUUUAAGAAACCGGCUCUGAGGAAGGUUCGAGUGUCGGCUGAUGAGAUGAUGAGAGCUUUACUCGGCUCCAAACACAAAGGCUCCAUGGACCUCAGAGCUAACCUCAAGUCUGUCAAGAAAGAGGACAUUAAACAGGAGAAGGUGCUGACCAGCGAGGUGGGAGACUGGCGUAAGAACGUGGAGGCCAUGUCGGGGAUGGAAGGCAGGAAGAAGAUGUUCGAUGCUGCUGGUGGAGGACAGUGAACAGGACAUUACUGUAUAUAAACUCUGUGUGUGUGUGUGUGUGUGUGUGUGUGUGUGUGUGUGUUCAACACUGAGGAAAAUUCUGAAAGUAAAAUUAUUUGUUACAUUAGUGUUAUGUGGUGUGUGUUAUGAUCGACCACGCCCCGCAUCAUCUCACUGCAAUUUUUAUGGCUGGAUUUUAUGAUAACAUCCAAAAUAUAAACAUUUUUUUAAAAAUUC
Messenger RNA from Ictalurus furcatus (blue catfish), 1074 nucleotides. RefSeq names its product troponin I, skeletal, slow c (gene tnni1c). Bases 283 to 855 code for a protein of 190 amino acids. The transcript is spliced from 6 exons. Gene Ontology annotation, biological process: muscle contraction. The record is from RefSeq and is a predicted model, not a curated record. Lineage: Eukaryota; Metazoa; Chordata; Actinopteri; Siluriformes; Ictaluridae. Gene Ontology annotation, cellular component: troponin complex.